Aspergillus candidus is the source of this 819-nucleotide messenger RNA. RefSeq lists its product as uncharacterized. The coding region runs from base 1 to 819 and encodes 272 amino acids. NCBI's taxonomy places the organism in Eukaryota, Fungi, Ascomycota, Eurotiomycetes, Eurotiales, Aspergillaceae. The record is from RefSeq and is a predicted model, not a curated record. The transcript has a single exon.
AUGGGUGCUAAUGGCAAGACGGAAAACGACGUGGGGCAGUUCAUCAUAGCAGAGGAGUUUAAGGGCGAAUUGAAGUGCGAAAUCGCGGCUUUAGGCUUGUUGAAAACAAUGAAGGAAAAACAACUAAACCAGGAUGCCGAAAUGAGGGAGAACCUGAAGAAAUUCCGCAUAUUACGACGUACAGGAGAAUAUGAGCUGAUCCAGCAGUUGAACACUCAGUUUACGUCUUACGCCAAAUUUUUGAUAAAUCCACGUGCGCAACCGUGGUCAAAGCAAGAUAUGGAAGACCUUAAGCAUUGGGUUGAUCACGAAAAUCAUCAAGACGAAAUGGGGCAAAGCGACUUAUGGAACUAUGGCCGCCAUGUGAGCCCUGAUAAUCGCCCCUCGGAGUGCUCUAUGUGGCACUUACCAGCCAAGGGGUUUGCUCCCGCUUACGUUGCUAAGCACGGCAACGCUAUCGACAAUGCGAUUAAAGCUCUUGAAUCGAUAAUUGAUACGAAACGUGCAGUAAAAGAAAGUACAACUAAGCGAAAGCUGUUCGUCGCUGAAGACGAGGACGAUUCCCUUGGCGGCCACUUUGAUGGUGACCCUCGGCCGGUAGAUGUCGGGGCUUUCCAUGAAUGGGCGCUGAAACGCCAUAUCAAUUGGUCUGUGCCAGGCAGGCGGAGUCGCGCUAGGAUAAAGCAGUAUCGUCUAUUUGCGACUGCGAGAGAGCUCGAGCAGUGUGACGUGUCAAUGAUUCCGGACGGAUACUUCAAGCUGGAAAGGGAGAACCUGAAACCGACUCUCAAGAACGAACCGCUAUCUCUGUACCCCUAA